This is a messenger RNA of Sardina pilchardus (European sardine), 8043 nucleotides long. RefSeq lists its product as uncharacterized. Lineage: Eukaryota; Metazoa; Chordata; Actinopteri; Clupeiformes; Clupeidae. The transcript has 13 exons. The record is from RefSeq and is a predicted model, not a curated record. The coding region runs from base 515 to 7210 and encodes 2231 amino acids.
CGGCCCAGUGAGUUCAGUAAAACCUGCAAAGAGAGAGAAUAGAGAGGACGCCAACACAAACUCAACAGAAGCUUCUGGAAGGAGAAGCAGCAUCCACCCAAACUGUGACCAAAAUGGCAACCAAAGUGGGAACAGAAUCCAGGAUGAGGGUGGUAGGAGCGAUCAUCCUCUGGGUAACCGUAGUGCAAGCAGAGACAGGAGACUUGUAGAAGUAAAUAAAGACAAAGGCAAAGGAGAGAGAAAUCGCAGCAGGAGCAGUGACCGGGUUAGAGACCAAGGCAGAGAUCUGGGUCACCAGAGCAGCUCCAGCAGAGAGAGGAGGCCUGGAAGAAGCAAGGAGAGGUGGAAUAGAAGCAGGAGCCACAGCAGAGAGCGCUCCCGCAGGAGUCGCAGCAGGAGCAGAGAGCGCUCCCGCGAGAGUCGCAGUCACAGUCACAGCAGCAGAAGUAGAAGCAGAAGUAGAAGCCGGGAAAGAGCUGGCAAGAUUGAUCGAUUUGAGCGGCACAGUAGAACAAUGGAGAGGAGGAGUAGAGCAUUUAGGAGCAGGGAGAGGAGCAGGAGAGAUAGAAGGAGUCGCAGCAGGAGCAGAGACCAUUCCCCCAGGAAGAGACAUGGCAGUAGCAAGGAGAGGAGCAGGGACAGGGGCAGAGACCAGGAUAUGAAGAGCAACCAGAGGAGGAACUGUAGUUCAGAGCGUGGAGAUGAGAAGCGCAAGAGACAAAGCAGCAGCAGUGGUGGUGAGGGUUCCCCCAGGAAACGCAAGCGGCGCAGCAGUCCCAGUCUAGAGACUGUGACCACAAAGGGUCGUAAGGACCUGUCCAGUGUCAAGGCCUCUGCCACUACCACCUGCAGAUCACCCAAAUCUGAUGCAGGUGAGGAUGAGGAGGAUGAGGAUUUGGCCAGGAAGAAGAUGGAGCUGGAACAGUUGGACGCUUUGAUUGCUGAAAAGCUGGCUGAACAUGCUGCCUUGGAACUAGAGAUGACAUCAUCUGUCGUCUUUGAUGGGAAGGACACUGUAUUACCUUGCCAAACCUCUCUUUCUCCGCAACAUCAGAGAGCUACGCCCCCUCUCAGACAAGCCCCCGCUAAUGACCUCUAUGACCAGAUGGACGAGGAGUAUAAGAAACAGCUAAAGGAAGUACGUCUGGGUAGGGCCAAAGACGCACAAAGAGAUGUCUUGCGCCAUUAUGACCGCGCUGCGAGGUUCAGGAAAGAUUUAUGUGCUGGUGUGGAACCAGUGCUGUGUGUAGAAGUGCAGUUCCUGAGACAGCCUGAGGAGGGCAGCAAGGAGCGCUGUGUUCACGAUGAGCACCAUAGGGAGCGGAACAAGAGCAUAGAGCCAUAUAAUCAGAAGAGAGAAGACCAAACACCAAUCCUGGGCCAGCAUGAACAGAAGAUCUCUGAUAUGCAUGGGCAUUCAGAUGAGGGUAGGCCUUUUCCAAAAGGAGCAACUCUUGGCAAAUCUAUUGAUGUAGUGGAGACCGGACGUCUUCAGUCUCGACAUGGUCAUGGCACUGACAGAAAAGAUAAAACAGUGUGGAUUUGUGGUCAUGGCCUUGUAGCAGUGGCCAGACGGAUAAGCCUGUGGCCAGAGUGUGGCGUUCGGCUGGGUAACCUGAAAGGGCUGUGGAGUGGGACGCAGGGAAUGACCUGGAGAGACCUCGUGCCCCACCUGAAGAGACUCAGGAAGAAGUGGCCUCUCCCCGACAUACUCAUCAUCCACCUGGGGGACGACGACAUCAACAUGACGGACACCGUGGAGCUGCUGAUCACUAUCAGGGAGGAGCUAACCCGUGUACGCAGCCUGUUCCCCCAGUGCCUGAUUGUGUGGUCGGACAUCCUACCAACGUUCUUCUGGCAGCAGAGCACGACUCCUGAUGUGGAGGUUGAUGAGGCAGCAGGUAUAAUUCAUGACAUCAUCAACUGCAGAGCACAUGCUAUAGUGACUGAAUUAGGGGGAGGAGUCAUAACUCAUGACAACAUUGGCCCCGAAUACUAUUUCCCCAAUGACGUUUACCUUUCAGACGAAGGCAUUCAAAGGUUCAACCAAAACCUCCAGCAGUUUGUGGAAAACUGGGAGAAGGAGUUAAUCCCAACAUCAAAACAUAGAAAAUCACCUCACCUUAUAGAAAUCACCUCAUAUUCCCCAGAGCCCACUAACAUCAAGCUAGAACCUGUUGAUCCGUUCCACGAUUCCCUCUCUCAUUCUGUUGACGAUUUGGAUGUAACUCGAGAAGACUCAGGACACAACACCAGUAUCUCCCUCCAACAGUCCCAGAAGGAUGUGAACUCCAUAAAGAAUGCAUCUCGGACCCAAAGCCCUCCAGACACCUCCACUGCUCCUGCGGUUGCAUCCACCUCUUCUCCUGCGGUGUCAUCCAGCUCACCUCCUGCGGUGUCAUCCAGUGCACCUCCUGUGGUUUCAUCCUCGGGAACACCCAGACCAGAAGAGAGUGUUGGUCGGCCUGUGAAUCAUGCAGAUGCGGAUUUGGACAUGACUCCAGAAGACUCAGGAUACAGCAUCAUCUCCCUCCAACAGUCCCAGAAGGAUGUGAACUGCACAGAGAGCACAGCUCAGCCCCAUAGCUCUGUAUCCACCUCAACGCAAAAACACAUGAAAUCUAAGACAUAUAAAACAAUCUGGAUGUGUGGAUAUGCUAUUUCAGGUUUGGCAAAAAGGAUAGCAGCAGCGCAAAAACAGGUCAGUAAACUGGGUACUGAUGGCCCUAAUAUUGGGGUCCACCACGUGGGAGGUCCUGGAAUGACCUGCACUGAUGUUGUGGUCCAAAUGCGGAAGGCCAAAGGCAAACAGCCUCAUCCAGACCUGCUCAUCAUCCAUCUUGGCAAUAACAUCAAGACAACAAAAAAGGAACAGUUGCUGAACACAGUAAAGGGACUCUUGACUGCCAUACACAGCAUCUUUCCCCAGUGUCAGAUUGUGUGGUCUGACAUGCUGCUAUUGCGCUUCAGCAAACAAAACAUGACUCCUAGUAACAAGGCUGAUGAGGCAGCAGACAGAAUCCACCAAGUGAUGAAUCGUGCAGCACAUGCUGUAGUUAAGGACCUGGGAGGAAGAGUCAUCACCCAUGACAACAUUGGCCCUGAACUCUAUCGCCCCGGUGAUGAUGAAAUGGUCAUCUCAGACCAAGGCAUUAGAAGGUUCAACCUGAAUAUUCAGCAGUUUGUGGAUGAGUGGAAGAGGCAGGUCCACUUUGUGGCGGAGCACAAAGAAACUAUUCUGAAAUCCCCAGCGCCCACGAUCAACAGUAACCUAGAACCUACUAAUCAGUUCCAGGAGUCCCUCUCUCAUUCUGUUGACAAUUUGGAUAUAACUCGAGAAGACUCAGGACACAACACCAGUAUCUCCCUCCAACAGUCCCAGAAGGAUGUGAACUCCCCAAAGAACGCAUCUCGGCCCAAAGGCCCUCCAGACACCUCCGCUGCUCCUGCAGUUUCAUCGAGCUUAUAUCCUGCAGAGGGUGAUUCCAUUGAUGUGACUCCACUAGACAAAGCCACCAUUCCCUCACAACAGAAGUUAAACCAGAAGUUGAAGCCCAUUGGAUCAGAGGCGACGGUGAAAAAGGAAGUGGUGGAGGAUGUCUGCAGUGAUCUCUUUGAGGGAACAGUGCUUCGACUCCCAGCUAAGGACAAGGGGGGUGUCAACAAUAUGGUGUUUAAUAGGAACAAGGAGCUUCUGCUGGGGAGUUUGCAGACGUCUGUGGGUGGAGUGGAGAAGAAGCUGAGCUUCAGUGCAGACGAUGUGCUAACGAGGGCCACCAUGCUGGUUGGGAAUAAAGUUCAGUUUAAAAUAUCCACCAACCCAACGACCAAGGCAGAGAGGGCCGUUACCGUGGAGAUCCUGGCCGACACCCUCCAACGCCAUACAGGAGUUGUUGUUGGCCUUAGUAAACUCCAUGAGUUUGGAUACAUCAAGUACCCACAGGACGAUGAACUGUACUUUAAAUUCUGUGAGGUGAUGGAGGAGAAGAUUCUCUCUGUCUCAGAGAAGGUGGAGUUCACUGUUGUGCCGCAAAGCCCAUCUAAAGCUGGCAAACAUCAAGCCAUCAGGGUCAAGAGAUUGACCGAGAGUGUGUUGAUCCCUGCUGUAAAGCUAGAGGCUCUGGGGACUGGAGAUCAAGAGAAGCAGCAGGUCAGAAAGAGCAGUAAGAAUCCUGUGGAGGAGAACCAGACACAUGGGAGCAGUGCACCCAUCACAGGCCCUGGUACCAAAACAUCUAAUGUGAAAGGUCCACCCAAAGUAGUCUGGAUGUGUGGUUUUGCUCUUGGGGGUUUGCCCAAAAGGAUAAAAUCAUUACAGCAGCAGGCUGCUAAAAGAGGGAGUGUGUGCGCCAACAUCAGGGUUCACCAGUGGGGGGCUCCUCAAAUGAGCUGGAGCCAGCUGGUGAUGGAGAUGUGCAGGUUCAAACGGCAGCAGCCCCGUCCAGACAUGCUGCUCAUUCAUCUGGGAGGGGCAAACGUGGACCUGAGUAAUGCAGAAUCUAGUCUGAAUAGCAUCAGGAGGGAUUUGGCUCGAACGCAUGCUAUCUUCCCCCAGUGCCUGAUUGUGUGGUCCAACAUGCUAGUAGGAGGCUCCUGGACCAGUGCCGGAAAUGAGCAAGCUGCAGCAAAUGUCAUUGAUAGAAUCAAUCACGAAGCACAUUCUUUCAUAACUAGCCUGGGGGGGAAAGUUAUCGCUCACAAGAACAUUUGGCGUAACCUCUAUCUCUCAAAUAAAGCCAUUAAAAUGUUAAGCGAAAACAUACACAGAUUUUUGGAUGAGUGGGCGAUGGGGGUCAAUCCUAAAUCAGAGGUCUUAAACACCACCUCAACAGCUAUAGCGCCCCCUACAGACAGUGCAGGGCCUACUUCAGGCAGUUCACAUGUCGAUCAGAACGCAUCUCAGCCGCACAGCCCUGCAGCCACCUCCUCUGCUCCUGCUGUUGCAUCAAGCUCAGCUCCUGCAGCCACCUCCUCUGCUCCUGCUAUUGCAUCAAGCUCAGCUCCUGCAGCCACCUCCUCUGCUCCUGCUGUAGCAUCAAGCUCAGCUCCUGCAGCCACCUCCUCUGCUCCUGCUGCCACCUCCUCUGCUGCUGUUGCAUCAAGCUCAGCUCCUGCAGCCACCUCCUCUGCUCCUGCUGUUGCAUCAAGCUCAGCUCCUGCAGCCGGUGAUCAUGAGGAAGUGACUCCAGAAGACUCGGGAAACUCCACCGCCUCUCACCAGUGCUCCCACAAGCAGCAGGUCAGAAAGAGCAAUGAGAGUCCUGUGGAGGAGAACCAGACACAUGGGAGCAGUGCACCCAUCACAGGCCCUGGUACCAAAACAUCUGAUGUGAAAGGUCCACCCAAAGUAGUCUGGAUGUGUGGUUUUGCUCUUGGGGGUUUGCCCAAAAGGAUAAAAUCAUUACAGCAGCAGGCUGCUAAACGAGGGAGUGCGUGCGCCAACAUCAGGGUUCACCAGUGGGGGGCUCCUCAAAUGAGCUGGAGCCAGCUGGUGAUGGAGAUGUGCAGGUUCAAAAGGCAGCAGCCUCGUCCAGACAUGCUGCUCAUUCAUCUGGGAGGGGCAAACGUGGACCUGAGGCAUGCAGAAUCUAGUCUGAAUAGCAUCAGGAGGGAUUUGGCUCAAACGCAUGCUAUCUUCCCCCAGUGCCUGAUUGUGUGGUCCAACAUGCUAGUAGGAGGCUCCUGGACCAGAAAAAUAAGUGAGAAAGCCGCAGCAAAAGUCAUUGAUUUUGUCAAUCACGAAGCACAAUCUUUCAUAACUAGCCUGGGGGGGAAAGUUAUCGCUCACGAGAACAUUUGGCGUAAACGCCAUCUCUCAAAUAAAGCCAUUAAAAUGUUAAACGAAAACAUACACAGAUUUUUGGAUGAGUGGGCGAUGGGGGUCAAUCCUAAAUCAGAGGUCUUAAACACCACCUCAACAGCUAUAGCGCCCCCUACAGACAGUGCAGGGCCUACUUCAGGCAGUUCACAUGUCGAUCAGAACGCAUCUCAGCCGCACAGCCCUCCAGCCACCUCCUCUGCUCCUGCUGUUGCAUCAAGCUCAGCUCCUGCAGCCACCUCCUCUGCUCCUGCUGCCACCUCCUCUGCUGCUGUUGCAUCAAGCUCAGCUCCUGCAGCCGGUGAUCAUGAGGAAGUGACUCCAGAAGACUCGGGAAACUCCACCGCCUCUCACCAGUGCUCCCACAAGCAGCAGGUCAGAAAGAGCAAUGAGAGUCCUGUGGAGGAGAACCAGACACAUGGGAGCAGUGCACCCAUCACAGGCCCUGGUACCAAAACAUCUGAUGUGAAAGGUCCACCCAAAGUAGUCUGGAUGUGUGGUUUUGCUCUUGGGGGUUUGCCCAAAAGGAUAAAAUCAUUACAGCAGCAGGCUGCUAAACGAGGGAGUGCGUGCGCCAACAUCAGGGUUCACCAGUGGGGGACUGCUGACAUGAGCUGGAGGCAGCUGGUGAUGGAGAUGUGCAGGUUCAAACGGCAGCAGCCUCGUCCAGACAUGCUGCUCAUUCAUCUGGGAGGGGCAAACGUGGACCUGAGGCAUGCAGAAUCUAGUCUGAAUAGCAUCAGGAGGGAUUUGGCUCAAACGCAUGCUAUCUUCCCCCAGUGCCUGAUUGUGUGGUCCAACAUGCUAGUAGGAGGCUCCUGGACCAGAAACAUAAGUGAGAAAGCCGCAGCAAAAGUCAUUGAUUUUGUCAAUCACGAAGCACAAUCUUUCAUAACUAGCCUGGGGGGGAAAGUUAUCGCUCACGAGAACAUUUGGCGUAAACGCCAUCUCUCAAAUAAAGCCAUUAAAAUGUUAAACGAAAACAUACACAGAUUUUUGGAUGAGUGGGCGAUAGGGGUCAAUCCUAAAUCGGAGGUCACAAACACCACCUCAACAGCUAUAGCGCCCCCUACAGACAGUGCAGGGCCUACUUCAGGCAGUUCACAUGUCGGUCAGAACGCAUCUCAGCCGCACAGCCCUCCAGCCACCUCCUCUGCUCCUGCUGUAGCAUCAAGCUCAGCUCCUGCAGCCACCUCCUCUGCUCCUGCUACCACCUCCUCUGCUCCUGCUGUUGCAUCAAGCUCAGCUCCUGCAGCCACCUCCUCUGCUCCUGCUGUUGCAUCAAGCUCAGCUCCUGCAGCCGGUGAUCAUGAGGAAGUGACUCCAGAAGACUCGGAAAACUCCACCGCCUCUCACCAGUGCUCCCACAAGGUUGUCGCCGCUUCACUCUGAAUAUAGACACGGCGCACCCAAACCUUUAUCUGUCGAAGGGAUACCGGAAGGUGGAGUGGAGCGCAGAAAGACAGCCGUAUCCGUGUCCUCCACACAGAUUUGUUAAUAAAUGUUUCCAGGUGAUGUGUUUGCGGAGCAUUUCUGAUCGCCGCUACUUUGAACACGGGUGGAGUGGAAGUGUUUGUGUAUCGCUCUCGGUUGUGAACCCAUGCUGGAGAAAGUGCUGGGCUGAUGUGAAGUUUGGGUCAAAUAUUCUGACCUGGGCGCUGCAACUCUCCAGCACCUGCUGUUGUUUCUACCACAAUGAUGUGAAGAUCCAACUUCCUCAAGUCACAAGCUCCACCAUUGGAGUGUGUGUGGACUACUCUGUACAGCAUUGGUGACACAGUCACCCUCCUUCAUAGAGUCCAGACCACAUUCUCUAAUCCUCUCGUUCCUGGAUUUGGUUUAGGUAGUAAAUCAGCAGUGAGGCUCCUGUGAUUCCCAAAUGGAUAAAGGUUGUCACAAUAUGGACAUCGUAUUGCCCAUAAACACAUAACUAUUGUGUUCUAUUAUAUUGUAAGUUAUACACAUCGUAUUGCCCAUAAGCAAAUAACUAUAGACAUAUUGUGUUAUAUUAUAAGUUAUACAUAUUGUACUGCUGUUCACACCAUGUCCUCUUUUCCCCAUAAUCUGUGUCUGUAUUGUGGAAUAUCAGAAUUGUGAACAGUGUGCUCUGUGUUUUUGCAUCUGCUUAUGUACAGUGCGUAUUGGCCUUGGAUUUAUUUUUUAAUUUUACAGUGUUCUUGGGCAACUUGAAAUGUGCUUAUAAAUAAAUUGUGUUGUUGUUGUUA